AUUCUUAAUUCUUAUCUCUUGUCCGUCUGGAAAUCUCCAAUCUCUUUGAUUUUCUGGGUUCAAACCAACGGUAUAUAUCUUUAAAAUAACUUCUUUUUCCAAUUCUUUCCCCUCCUUGCAUCAACCAUGGUUCUUUUAGUUUACCUAGUGGUGUUCUUUGCCUUCACUGGUCAUUCAAGUGCUACCUACUGUUUGUGCAAAGAUGGAGUGAGUGAGCAAAUGCUUCAGAAAACUCUGGAUUAUGCUUGUGGAGCAGGAGCUGAUUGUACUCCGAUUAAUCAGAACGGUCCUUGUUUUAAUCCCAAUACGGUGAAAGAUCACUGUAAUUAUGCAGCCAAUAGUUAUUUCCAGAAGAAAGGUCAAGCUCAAGGGAGCUGUGAUUUUUCAGGCACUGCUGCUGUUAGUUCAAAUCCUCCUUCAAAUGCGCCAUCUUCUUGCAGUUUUUCUUCCAGUGGCUCAAGCUCAACACCGACCACCGGAACUCCAACAACGCCGACGACCGGUACUCCGACAACGCCGACGACCGGAAUUCCAACAACGCCGACGACCGGUACUCCGACAACACCGACAACCGGGACUCCAACAACACCGAGCACGGGUAUUCCUUCAACAACGCCGACCAUGGGGACUCCAACAACACCGACAACCGGCACAACCACCGGGAUCCCUUCAACAACUCCGACCACGGGGACAAACACAGGAACGACCACCGGGAAUCCGAUGUUCGGAGGUGGCACAACCUCUCUUGGUCCGUCGGGGACAACCACAGGCAUCACCGAUCCAAACCAUGCUGUAUCUCUCUUCACCACCAACAUUGUCUUCACUUUUGCCAUCAGCCUUUGGGUUCUUCAUGUUGUUAACUAAGUAAUUAAAUUUCACGGAUGCUAUGUAUGUAGGGUACCAUUUAGUAGAGCCAAAAAAGCAUGAGAGAUUAAAUUCAUACAUGGAUGUAGUAGUAAUGGUAGCAGUGGUGAUCAGUUUAGCUUUUUCUUUUUCAUGCCUUGUCCCCCUUGGCCAUGUGCAAAAAGCUUCGGAAUUUGAUUCCCUUUUCGGUGCUCACUAAUACAUACUACUUUUCAGA
Hibiscus syriacus is the source of this 1081-nucleotide messenger RNA. Its product is annotated as PLASMODESMATA CALLOSE-BINDING PROTEIN 3-like. The transcript is spliced from 4 exons. Lineage: Eukaryota; Viridiplantae; Streptophyta; Magnoliopsida; Malvales; Malvaceae. The record is from RefSeq and is a predicted model, not a curated record. The coding region runs from base 127 to 864 and encodes 245 amino acids.